CGGGCCCGGCCGCCGCCAUCUUGUGUCAGUGCGGGUCGGAGGAGGAAGCGGCCAAAGCAGCAGCAGCAGCAGCAGCGCAGAGCAGUGACUCGGCAGCGGCCGCGGCGGGGCCUGACACAGCCUCAUUGAUGUCCAGCUCGCCGUUGUCCAAGAAGCGUCGCUUGUCUGAAUCAGAGACGAAGACGGGUUCAAACUGCUCCUCUGGCAAGUCCGUACAGACUGACCUGCGCGAAGCGCCUGCCAACGGUAUGGCCAAGAAUGGAAAUGAAGCAGACAUUGAUGAGGGUCUUUACUCAAGGCAACUAUACGUGUUGGGUCAUGAGGCCAUGAAACGAAUGCAAAAUGCCAACAUUCUGGUAUCCGGCUUGCGAGGACUGGGGGUGGAGAUUGCCAAGAACAUCAUCUUGGGUGGCGUCAAAUCUGUCACAAUCCAUGAUCAAGGUGUGGCUGAAUGGUCCGAUCUCUCUUCCCAGUUUUACCUGCGUGAAGAGGACCUGGGGAAAAAUCGUGCUGAGUUAUCCCAACCCCGACUGAUGGAGCUCAACUCCUAUGUGCCUGUUACCGCCUACACUGGGCCUCUCAGUGAGGACUUCCUCAGCAACUUCCAGGUAGUUGUUCUCACCAAUUGCUCGUUGGAGGAGCAAUUGCGCAUUGGUGACUUCUGCCACAGUCAGGACAUCAAGCUGGUAGUGGCAGAUACCAAAGGACUCUUUGGCCAGUUAUUCUGUGAUUUUGGUGAUGACAUGGUGGUGACGGACACCAACGGGGAGCAGCCACUCAGUGCAAUGGUUUCUAUGGUUACAAAGGGAAUCCCUGGAGAAGUAACCUGUCUAGAUGAGGCCAGACAUGGCUUUGAGAGUGGGGAUUUUGUUUCCUUCACUGAGGUUGAAGGCAUGAGUGAGCUGAACAGCUGUGAACCCAUGGAAAUCAAAGUGCUUGGUCCCUACACUUUCAGCAUUGGUGAUACUUCCAACUUUUCAGACUAUGUGCGUGGUGGUAUUGUCACCCAGGUCAAGAUGCCAAAGAAGAUUAGCUUUAAAUCUCUGCGCUCCUCCCUGCCCGAGCCAGAAUUCAUUAUCACUGAUUUUGGCAAGUUUGACCGACCAGCUCAACUGCACUUAGGUUUCCAGGGAUUGCAGGAAUUCCAUAAGAAGCAUGGACGGUUUCCUAAGCCCCGUAAUCAGGCAAAUGCUAAUGAAGUAUUAACUUUGGUCAAGGAGCUGAAUGAGCAAGCAAAGCCCCCCCUCAAGCAAGAGCAGUUGAGUGAGGAUGUCAUCAAAGAAUUGGCCUUCCAAGCCACUGGAGACCUGGCACCCGUCAAUGCCUUCAUUGGAGGAUUAGCUGCACAAGAAGUCAUGAAAGCAUGUUCAGGUAAAUUCAUGCCCAUCACUCAGUGGCUCUACUUCGAUGCACUGGAAUGCCUGCCUGAGGAAAACAAGGAUGCCCUGACUGAGGAGAAUUGUAGCCCUAAACACUGUCGCUAUGAUGGGCAGAUUGCAGUCUUUGGCAGUGACCUGCAGGCUAAGCUGGGACAGCAGAAGUACUUUCUGGUUGGGGCUGGUGCCAUUGGCUGUGAGCUGCUGAAGAACUUUGCCAUGAUUGGUCUUGGAUGUGGGUCAGGCGGAGAGGUGAUUGUGACUGACAUGGACACGAUUGAGAAAUCCAACCUCAACCGGCAGUUUCUUUUCCGGCCUUGGGAUGUUACGAAAAUGAAAUCGGACACAGCAGCAGCAGCAGUGAAGGAAAUGAACCCAAACAUCCACAUCACAAGCCACCAAGACCGUGUUGGCCCAGACACCGAGCGUGUUUAUGAUGAUGACUUCUUUGAAAGCCUUGAUGGAGUGGCAAAUGCACUAGAUAAUGUGGAUGCUAGGAUGUACAUGGACCGCCGCUGUGUCUAUUACCGUAAGCCCCUGCUGGAAUCAGGGACAUUGGGGACCAAAGGGAACAUCCAGGUGGUGAUCCCCUUCCUUACAGAGUCCUACAGCUCCAGCCAAGACCCACCAGAAAAAUCCAUCCCCAUCUGCACCCUUAAGAACUUCCCCAAUGCCAUUGAGCACACCUUGCAGUGGGCCCGUGAUGAAUUUGAAGGCCUUUUCAAACAACCCGCAGAGAAUGUCAACCAGUACAUCACAGACCCCAAGUUCAUGGAGCGGACCCAGAAGCUGCCUGGCACUCAGCCUUUGGAAGUAUUGGAAGCUGUCUUCAAGAGUUUGGUGACGGAUCGACCUAAGUCCUGGGCUGACUGCGUAACCUGGGCCUGUAAUCACUGGCACACCCAAUACAGUAACAAUAUCCGUCAGCUGCUGCAUAACUUUCCCCCCAACCAGAAAACGAAUUCAGGGACCCUCUUCUGGUCGGGUCCAAAGCGAUGCCCUCACCCACUCACCUUUGAUAGCAACAAUUCCUUGCACAUGGAUUAUGUGAUGGCAGCUGCAAACUUGUUUGCACAGACGUAUGGGAUCACAGGCACCAGGGACAGAACAGCUGUAGCAGAGCUCCUGCGCCAAGUACAAAUCCCAGAGUUCACUCCCAAGUCUGGUGUUCGUAUCCACAUCUCCGACCAGGAGCUGCAGAAUGCCAACGCCUCAGUUGAUGAUAGUCGACUAGAGGAAUUAAAAUCCUCACUCCCAGGGCCCCAACAACUGCAAGAGUUCAGGAUGUUUCCUGUUGAUUUUGAAAAGGAUGAUGACACAAAUUUCCACAUGGAUUUCAUUGUUGCUGCAUCCAAUUUGCGGGCGGAGAAUUACGAUAUUCCUCCUGCUGACAGACAUAAGAGCAAGCUGAUUGCAGGAAAAAUCAUCCCCGCUAUCGCUACAACGACGGCAGCUGUAGUCGGCUUGGUGUGUCUGGAGUUAUAUAAAAUAAUACAGGGUCACAAACGACUGGAGUCCUUUAAGAAUGGCUUCCUCAACCUGGCAUUGCCUUUCUUUGGUUUCUCUGAGCCUAUUUCUUGCCCCAAAAACAAGUAUUAUAACACUGAAUGGACUUUGUGGGACCGUUUUGAGGUUCAGGGCAUCCAAGCUGAUGGACAGGAGAUGACGCUACGUGAGUUCCUGGCAUAUUUCAAGAAGGAGCACAAGCUGGAGAUAACAAUGCUGUCCCAGGGUGUCUCCAUGCUUUAUUCAUUCUUUAUGCAGCCCGCCAAGCUGAAGGAGCGCCACGACCAACCGAUGACCGAGAUAGUUACCAGAGUUUCAAAGAAGAAGAUUGGCCGCCACGUGAAAGCCCUGGUCUUUGAGUUGUGCUGCAACGACGACAGUGGGGACGACACAGAGGUGCCCUAUGUGCGCUACACCAUCCGCUAGCUGUCUCUUUGCCAGCACCACUCACCUGCCUGCCACGGACUGUUAGUGCGGGGGGAGGGCCCGCCUCCUUCCCCCUCCUGUCACGGUUAAAGUGACUCAAAACAUGAAUAACGUUUUGUACCCCUUUAGGAUGCUCCGCCUCCCCACCCCUUUUUUGUGUUCAUCAGAGCGUGGGAAAUCCUUCGCUUCUGUGUGGGCCCUUCCCUAUGUCCCUUUAGACCUCGCGGUUAUGUCAUGUUCUUGAGGCGCCUUAACCCCCACCUCCCAUCCUGUCCUUUUCCAGUUAAUGUUAGUUGUGUUGUGUUUUGCCUCCUGCACCACCACCUCUCCCUCUCCCUCCGUCACUCACUGGUGUGGGGAGGAGGCUGCACCCGUUCUCAUCCUAUUUGAGGAGAGGGCUCAUAACAAGAAAUGCUCCCACGUGGUCUUCUAAGCACCAGGAGGCCUUGCCCUGGUUGGCUUGUGGGGGUGGGGGGGAGAUGUGAAUGGGCGGAGACCGUAGGUCAGAACUGAUAACAGAAGUAAUUGAGUCAAUAAACGUUUGCAAAAGGCA
Anolis sagrei ordinatus is the source of this 3861-nucleotide messenger RNA. It is a transcript of the gene UBA1, whose product is annotated as ubiquitin like modifier activating enzyme 1. Gene Ontology annotation, biological process: protein ubiquitination; DNA damage response; ubiquitin-dependent protein catabolic process. Gene Ontology annotation, cellular component: nucleus; cytoplasm. The record is from RefSeq and is a predicted model, not a curated record. Gene Ontology annotation, molecular function: ubiquitin activating enzyme activity. NCBI's taxonomy places the organism in Eukaryota, Metazoa, Chordata, Lepidosauria, Squamata, Anolidae.